This is a messenger RNA of Pediculus humanus corporis (human body louse), 438 nucleotides long. RefSeq lists its product as uncharacterized. The transcript has 4 exons. The record is from RefSeq and is a predicted model, not a curated record. Bases 1 to 438 code for a protein of 145 amino acids. Lineage: Eukaryota; Metazoa; Arthropoda; Insecta; Psocodea; Pediculidae.
AUGAAAGUGCCGCAAAGUAAUUUAAAAUUUUGGCAUACGGUCGAUUCAGACAAUCGAGAAGACAAUAGCGUCGAAUCAUCUGAUUAUCCAAGAGAUGAAAAUGUUGUUAAUGUUACCUGCGUAGCCGAAGGAGUUUAUCCAGAGCCAAUAAUUCGAAUAUUUAGCGCUUCAAAUAGUAAAAAUCACAUGAGAUUAAAUAUGAGGAAUGGAUUGUAUGACGUAACAGCAUCCAUACAAAUAGAUGAUGAUGAUAUGGAUCCAGAUGAACACGUUUUUGAAUGUGAAUUAUCAAUACCAGAAGCUAACUAUACGGUUAAACAAGCACUUUAUGUUUCUCUUGGAAAAUUAAAAGGUAUCGUCAUGAAAACGUUAAAUAUAAAUAAUUAUGAACAAAUUCGUGAAAAUUUUUCUCGUGAAUUCUAUUUAUCGCGAUAUUGA